Molecule: messenger RNA, 892 nt
Organism: Tilletiopsis washingtonensis
Lineage: Eukaryota; Fungi; Basidiomycota; Exobasidiomycetes; Entylomatales
Exons: 3
Coding region: 126-785 (219 amino acids)
Source: RefSeq, a predicted model, not a curated record
GCCACGGCCGCCGACGGCGCCCGCGAGCCUCUUAAGCGCACCCACACGGCCGUGGGUGGAGCGACGAGGCCCUCCUCACCAAUCCACACCUCGCACUCACCUCGACACACCCGCAUCCAACAGUCAUGACUGGCUCACACGGCCCUACCGAGCGCCCAGGCUGGGCCGUGGCGCACCUGGUGUGUGCGCUGCUGGCCGCCGUGUGCGCCGCCUUCACGCUGGCGUUUGGCUUUGGCUGGAGCGAAGCUUCCGGCUCGCUGUACGAGUUCACCAUCGUGCUCAUCACGGGCGUCAGUCUUGUCCUCGCAUGCGCCGCCGCAUCCCUCAUCCUCGCAUGCGUCGACCUGGCACACCACUUCUCGCCACGCGGCCGCGUCGUGUGGAGCAGCAUCAUGUUGUUCUUCUGGACAGGCGCAAACGCCGUCGUCACCGCAGGCGGAGUCGGCAAGGCCGUCGCCUUCGCACGCAUGGCGAACAGCUACUCGAACAACGACGUGGCCACCGCGGUGCGUCUCCCCCUGCAUCCCGCUCCCAGGAACUCUCGAGCCUCCAACGCUGACCCCUGCAGAACACAGAGAUACGACAUGUACCUGCGGCGCGUGUGGGGCGACAACGUCGUGGUGCCGUGGCCCUUCUGGGCUCUCUGCAUCGUCUCCAUCAUCGCCAUUGGCGCCUGCCUCGGCACCAUCUUCAGCUCUGCGCGCGAGGAGAUGCGCCGCGCACGGCGCGAUCCGGGCUACAAUGCCAUGGCGGAGACGCAGAGCACCAAGGAGGGCCAGGCCUAGAAUUUGCUGCCUUCUCGCGCUCUACACUCUUUCGUUUCUUGCCUUGUGUUGCAUUCUGGGUCAUCGAUGUGCAUUCGCCUGCUGUACAUACAAUGCCACCUCGUUGA